AUGAAUCAAAGCAGCGAAGGAUGUAUGAAAAGGAUUAGCAGUGUGAAUCUUGACAAACUUAUAAAUGACUUCUCACAGAUAGAAAAGAAAAUGAUAGAAACCAGUGGAAAGAACAAUAUACUGAAUAUGCAGCUGGAAAAAACUAACUGCUUAUUAAAAGUAAUGCAAACAAAGGAAGUCUCAACUAAGGAAGAAUGUGCUACUCUUCAUAAUAUGAUAAAAGGGCUACAACAGACCAUUGAAUAUCAACAUAAUUUGAAAGGUGAAAAUGAACAACUAAAAAGAAAUGCUGAUCUUAUGAAAGAAAAGUUAAAAUAUCAUGAACAGGAAUAUAAGAAUAAUGUUGCCAAACUUAUGAGUGAAAUGAAAGCCAAAGAGGAAGGACAUAAGAUAGAAAUAAUGAAACUUUAUCAGGAUAUGCAGAAAAAAGUUAAAUUAAAUGAAGAACAAAAUAAAGAAUUGGUAGAGAAAAAGGAGGUGGAAGUGUCAGAGUUAUAUGCAAAGUUAAGAACUCAAGAAAUGGAAAAACAAAAUGAAAUAAUCAAACUACAGCUAGAGUUUGAUGCCAAACUAGCAAGAGUUCAAACAAAAUCGAAAUCAUAUCCAGAUUCUACUAUUUUGCCACAGAGUAUCUACAGAAGGAAGCUUCAACAUCUUCAAGAAGAAAAAAACAAGGAGAUUGCAAUUCUUCGUAAUACCAUUCGCAAUUUAGAGCAACGCCUCUCUGCUGGCAAAGAUUCUCACCUUAAGCGUAGACGGUUUUGA
Messenger RNA from Diceros bicornis minor, 765 nucleotides. RefSeq names its product coiled-coil domain containing 152 (gene CCDC152). The transcript has 8 exons. Bases 1 to 765 code for a protein of 254 amino acids. Lineage: Eukaryota; Metazoa; Chordata; Mammalia; Perissodactyla; Rhinocerotidae. The record is from RefSeq and is a predicted model, not a curated record.